Melanotaenia boesemani (Boeseman's rainbowfish) is the source of this 3863-nucleotide messenger RNA. It is a transcript of the gene rapsn, whose product is annotated as receptor-associated protein of the synapse, 43kD. The record is from RefSeq and is a predicted model, not a curated record. Lineage: Eukaryota; Metazoa; Chordata; Actinopteri; Atheriniformes; Melanotaeniidae. Gene Ontology annotation, cellular component: synapse. Gene Ontology annotation, biological process: chemical synaptic transmission. Gene Ontology annotation, molecular function: protein-membrane adaptor activity; acetylcholine receptor binding. Bases 732 to 2003 code for a protein of 423 amino acids. The transcript has 8 exons.
UAGCUUCCUUAAUGUUGAAUAAUAUAGAUUCCCAUAUGACGGUUCAUAGCCUCAGUUGUCAGACAUCUCUUGGUCUUUUGACAAUGUUUGUUUUUAAAUGCUCCCGAAGUUUGUAAUGUUUAAACUUGUACUCCAGUCUUUGCCAGUGAGUAAUGUUUCGUGUGAAGGUAGAUUGCUAGGAGCUGUAGUGACCUUGGGACAGUUUGCUGAGGGCAGAACAUAAUUCCUGAAGGGACACGUGGUCUAGAGUGACAAGACCAUCUGCUGUUGCGCCAGCAGUAGGAGGAAGGUGGAGGGGGUUAGAAGCAGGGGUGCUGAGAAUUCCUUUCGCUGGGGUGUGGAAGGAGUAGAUAUUCUGGUAUAUCACUGCUAGCACUCAGCUGGGAUACAUGUUUUCUUUUCCAUUUUUCAAACAGAAAUCAAAAAGAGAAUUUUUGAUCUGUUGAUGGUGAAACAGGAUCAUCACAUGGUUGAACAGGGAUGAUAUUUUCUUGGUCCUCCAGCGCUCCAUAAAGCAUUUGGUGAAAAUGAUUUUGGUGCGUCGCCGCUCUACUUCGGUAGAUCCAGUUUCCUCUCCGUCUCAGCACAGCCGGAGCUGAUAGAGUGGGAUCUGGUAGGCCUUCUGGCACCAACCUCUGACAGGAUCAUCUUCAAGGGAUCUUUGGAGUUGUACUGUGCAUGGCAAGGAUCUAUUUUCUUGCUGCCUCACUGAAACUGCAUGUCCUAAACGAAUGAAUAUUUUUAUGAGGCACCUUGCACCAGAGAUGGGCCAGGACCAAACCAAGCAGCAGAUAGAGAAAGGCCUGAGGUUGUAUCAGUCCAAUCAGACAGACAGAGCUCUGCAUGUGUGGACAAAAGUACUGGAAAAGACCUCAGAUCCUGGAGGGAAGUUUCGGGUGCUGGGAUGCUUGAUCACAGCUCACUCAGAAAUGGGAAAGUACAAAGAUAUGCUCAAGUAUGCCCUCGAUCAGAUUGACACAGCCAGAGAAAUGGAGGACCCAGACUACCUGACCGAGGGCUACCUGAACUUAGCGCGCAGCAAUGAGAAAUUGUGUGACUUCCAGAAAACAGUCUCCUACUGCAAGACCUGCUUAAACAUGCAGGGUACCACUGUAAGCCUGCAGCUCAACGGCCAGGUAUGUCUUAGCAUGGGCAAUGCCUACCUGGGCCUCAGCGUCUUCCAGAAAGCUCUGGCAAGCUACGAGAAGGCUCUACGCUACGCACACAACAAUGAUGACAAGAUGCUGGAGUGCAGAGUCUGCUGCAGUCUGGGAAAUAUCUAUGUUCAGCUUAAGGACUAUGAGAAAGCCUUGUUCUUUCCCUGCAAAGCAGCUGAGCUUGUCAAUGACUACGGCAAAAGUUGGAGCCUUAAAUAUCGAGCCAUGAGCCAGUACCACAUGUCAGUGGCCUACAGGAAACUAGAGCGCCUUCCUGACUCCAUGGAGUGCUGUGAGGAAUCAAUGAAGAUUGCUCUGCAGCAUGGCGACCGGCCUCUGCAGGCUCUGUGCUUACUAAACUUUGCAGACAUACAUCGCUGCAGGCAUGACGUUGAUAAAGCAUUCCCACGUUAUGAGUCUGCAUUGGGUAUAAUGACUGAGAUUGGAAACCGUCUUGGACAAGCACAUGUCUAUCUGGGAGUUGCAAAGUGUUGGCUUCUGCAGAAAGAAUUUGACAAGGCUCUUGAUUCUUUACAGCGAGCACAGGAAUUGGCAGAAGGAAUGGGAAACAAGCUGUGCACACUGAAAGUUCACUGCCUGAGUGAGGGGAUCUACCGAAGCCGUGAGCAGCAGGACGAGCUCAGGGAGCAGGUGGUAAAGUUUCUGCAGUGUGUCGAGGAGUUGGAGCUCUACUGCGGCAUGUGUGGAGAAUCCAUCGGGGACAGGGACCAAAAGCUGCAGGCAUUACCCUGUUCCCACAUUUUCCAUCUCAAGUGUCUGCAGACAAACGGCACAAAGGGUUGUCCCAAGUGUUUCAAGUCCUCAGUGAAGCCUGGCUUUGUCUGAUUGCAAGACUGUGUUUGGGAGUUGGAUCUGCAGACACAGCAUGAUGCCUCACAGGCUCCUGACUGAUCUGAGAGAAGCAGGCAGCCUCAGGAUGUGCUGAAGAUGUUGAAGGAGCAACACUUCACUGCUCUGCACAGAGGAUGCUUAACUAAACCCAGAAUGUCCCAGAGUGUGGCUCAGAGGACUUGGAACGAGGCAUCCAUCUCAUUUAGACAUCAGUCUGACACCGACAGAGGAGAUGUGAUAUUACUAACAGUGUUAAAUUUCAAGAUAAACUUAAGAACCUACACUGUUCUAAUGACUGACCAUCUGUUGCAGCAUUAACGUAGGAUAUGGACCGUCAAAAACAACAUUUAUAAAUUAGUGUGUUGGAUAUUUUAUGUAUAUGUGUUGUUUAUUAAAAAUGAAACAAUUAGUGGUAUCUCAGUAAUCUUGGUCACCUUCCUUGUUAACAGUUGAACCCUUCCUGAAUUCAGCCGAGUUCUUACAUAUUUAUUCUUGUAUUCAUGUACAUACUAGUCGCAUAUUAAUUUCUUUUAAAAGUUUGAUUUAUUUGAGAUGUUUUGUAAAACUAAAAUCUCUUAACCAUUCAAAAACUAGUAUGUCUUUACAAAUCAGGUACAUGCAGCUGUUUUUUUCCUUAUUCGCAGAGAUUAAGGAGCAGGAUCAACACACAUUGUGUUCACAGAAAUUCCUUUUCAUGUCAAUUCUUGGAUUACGUCACCUUUUACUCUGAUAUCAGCAAAAUGUUGUUGAAUUUAAGAACAAAUGUUACAGAGAAGGACAAUUAUUGGAAAGGAUCUUUGACCAAUUAUACAGUUACACAACGUUUUAGGUGAGAUGCAUACACUCACUGUGUUUUAAUGCAGAAUAUAUGUUUUAUAUUUUACCUGUAAAAGCAGAGAUUUCAGGGUGACUUUGAGGAAGGAAGCUAAAAACAAAUCAGAGCUAUUGUAUCAGUGAGUGGCUGCAUGUUUAAUGAAAAAUGGCAGACAUCAGUAUAAAAUUAGAAUAAUAUAUGAACCCACGUAACUGCCUAUUUAUUUAUUUCAGCUCUUUAUUAUGUUACUUCUUAACAGUCGCUGAGUUUUACCAUUUAUAUUCCAUAUAAACUGUUUAUUUCUAAUUUCAUUGUGCUUUAAAAUGGAAAAUCAUCUUAGAUCGCACAACUAUUUUUAUUUUACAGUAGAUUUUCCUCAAAGUCUGAAAGCUCCAUUUACAAUAGUUGUUUGGGAGACUGCUUGCAGUUUAAUAAUCUACUCUGACAUUGAUAGCAGAUGCUAAUAUAUUUAAUUACACAGUGAAAACAGGAUACACUCCUGUGGCUUCACCAGCAAAUUAAGUCUUUUAUCAGUUAAAUUCAGAGUGAAACAAAAUUGUAACAUUUUUAAUUAAUUUUUGCUUUUUUUGUGCAAAUAGAAUCUGAAUAAAGGAAGGAGUCAACAACAUAACUGCUUCGACUGCACAGGCACAACUUCUCAUUUUAAGAAACUUGACCUCAUUUCUGAUGUCUCUUCAUCCAAAAUAAUGAUGAUUCACUGUGUGUUUACCUGCGUUGACAUUGAUAUUAUUUACAGUUCAUUCUCGGUUCUGGGGUAUAAAAAGAAUUGUACUGACAGCAUCUUUAACAGUUGAAACUACCUCUGUUUUUGCCUCCAAACUUUGGGGAGAAAUACAGUAAUACCACAAGGUCUAAAGACAUGUAGAUUGUUAUGAUUUUAUUAUUAUAAUUUUUUUUUCUAGACAUGAUUUAUUUGAUUUAGAGUCUGACUGAAAUGCAUUAUUUCUUUAUUUAUUUAUGCAUUUAGUCAUACUAUGUUAUUGUGUCUAAAAUGAAAACAUUUCAUUAUGGAAAAUAAA